UGCACAUUCACUAAACUGCUGCAAAUGUGUGUGUGGAGGGGUUAACAGGAAGCACAAAGAGGACCGUUGAUUCCUGUUUUGGGAAGCACUGAAGGAAUAGAAGUGGAAAAGAUUUGGAUACCAUAAAAAGAAAGAGGUGUGAAAUCUGCAGCCACACAGAGAGAUGGAUGUGAAGAAGGAGAAGGCUGACAAAGAGGAGAAGACAGAAGAGGAGGUGGUGCGCCUCAAGAGAGAGAUCGGCCUGCUGCCUGCCGUGUGCUUCAUCAUCGGCACAGUGGUGGGCAGCGGGAUCUUCAUCGCACCAAAGGGAGUUCUGAUGAACAGUGGCAGCGUGGGGCUCUCUCUGCUGGUGUGGGCGCUGUGUGGGGUCCUAUCUUUGUUUGGGGCCCUGUGCUAUGCUGAACUGGGCACCAGUUUUACAAAAUCAGGGGGCCACUACACUUAUCUGCUGGAGACACUGGGACCACUGCCUGCCUUUUUACGACUCUGGGCUGAGUUCUUAUUUAUCAGGCCGUCUGUGGCUUCCUAUGUGUCCCUUGCUUUUGGCCGCUAUGUGGUGGAGCCGUUCUUUGUGCCCUGCGCUGCUCCGACAGGGCUAAUAAAACUUGUCAGCAUCCUGGGAGUGACGUUUGUCGUGGCGAUCAACUGCUGGAGUGUGACCAUGGCCUCUCGCACUCAGAUCACCUUGACUUUCAUUAAGACGUUUGCUCUGGUCCUCAUCAUUAUCCCUGGAGUCAUCGCACUGGCCAAAGGAAAAACGGAGAAUUUCCAGAAUGGUUUUGAGGUCGACUCAUUAACACUGGAUAGGUUGCCGCUAGCCUUCUACAAUGGUUUAUAUGCUUAUGGUGGCUGGUUUUACUUGAACUUUGUCACAGAAGAAGUCAUAAACCCAAACAGAAACAUCCCGCUUGCAAUAAUCUGCUCCAUGGUGACAGUGACGGUCUUUUAUGUGCUUGUAAAUGUGGCCUACUACACCAUGAUGACUCCGGCUGAGCUGCUGCUGUCUGAAGCUGUGGCUGUGACGUUUGCUAACCGUGCUCUGCAGGGAUUGGCGUCUGUGAUUCCUUUACUUGUGGCGCUUUCCUGCCUCGGAGCGCUUAACGGUGGCUUCUUUGGGUCACCCAGGAUGCUGUUUGUGGGAGCCAGGGAGGGCCACUGGCCCGUGGUCUUUUCUAUGAUUCACAUCCGCAGACACACACCUUUACCUGCUGUGCUGUUACUGUACCCACUGGUGGUUAUGAUGUUAAUCAGGGGAGAGAUCUACCAGCUAAUCAACUUUGCCUCGUUUGCUCGCUGGUUUUUCAUCGCCUUGGCAACCUUGGGGAUGCUCAUCCAUCGAUAUCGCUUCCCAAACCACCCAAGACCUUUCAAGGUGCCCCUGGUCAUCGCAGUCACCUUCACGGUGGUUUGCUUCUUCAUCGUGGGUCUGUCUCUGUACUCGGACCCCUGGAACACAGGGCAAAGCUUUGCUCUCACACUCACCGGGGUCCCAGUUUACUAUCUGAUCAUCCACCGCUAUCGCUUACCCAGCAGAUGGAGACGCAUCUUUAAUUACUGCAGCAGGCAGCUACAGAUCCUACUAGAAGUGGCUCAGCAAGAAGUGCAGACAUACUGAGGACCCCAAAGAUCGCUUUCUACUGACAGACUGGAGCUGGAUACCACCUUAACAAGUCGCAAAUCUUUUUUUGGUUAGAGUUCAAACUUGUGUCUUAACUGCCCAUUUUGAUAAAGAUUUUUAAGACGCUUUUUUUGUGGAAAUUUGAAACUGUAAUGGAAACAAGUGUUGUUUUUGAGUUCUCUUGCAGAAUUUUACCUAGACUGCAUUAGAUUUAGGUAAUUUGUGUAUGCUGGACAUAAGUGCAGUGUUUUUAACAGCCAUUGACACUGGAGUAAGAGGUGCUGUCCUCUACUGUUAUUCUCCCUUAACAUCUGAAACUCUUAGAAAGUUAAGUAAGAAUCAAUAAAGUCAUUUUU
This is a messenger RNA of Plectropomus leopardus (leopard coralgrouper), 1974 nucleotides long. The record is from RefSeq and is a predicted model, not a curated record. NCBI's taxonomy places the organism in Eukaryota, Metazoa, Chordata, Actinopteri, Perciformes, Serranidae.